AAAUCACCUAUCACACUAGCGCUCCUAACGGAAAGUUUCACUACUACGAAAGUGCAGUUGAGAAAAAACGUGGCCGAUUUCGUCAUCACUGAUUUCCAUAUAUUUUUUCCAUUAUCUUUUUCUCGUCAAACUUUUCGUAGUCAGUUUUCGUUGAAAUUUUGAGUUGUCAAUUUUUUCGUCGUCUGUUCGUUGACGAAAUUCUGUGUUCAUUUCGGAAUAAAUUUUUGUUAUUACGUGUUCGUAAAUCGUCGCAAUUUUUUCGCUUGAAAUUCUAGGUGCGAAUAAUGUCGUUCGUCGAAGUUAUGUAGGCUAUGCAAAUUGACACUCAGCUCAUCGUUCAGUUUCACUUCAGUAAGCCAUAAUGAUCUUCUCCAACAAAAAAAAUGACAAGUUUCUUUUGAAACGAUGAAUAAUAUUGCUGCAAGUGAUCGAAUGAUCUGAGAUUUCGCUGCUCUCACGAUGGCAUUUAUGAUGAAGAAGAAGCGGUAUAAAUUCGUGGUACAGUUAUGUAUCGAAGAUCUAACUGCUGUACCGUUCGUGAACGCUGUGCUGUUCGUCAAAGUGAGAUUAUUAGACGGUGGCAAUUUCAGCGAAACUUCUUCCAGGGAAGAAGUUCGAGAGCAUAUGGUCAGAUGGGAAGCGAAAUUCGAAUUUAUUUGUAAAAUGAGCGCUAACGCUUCUACCGGAGUUCUCGAGCCGUGCUUUGUGAGGAUAUCAGUCAGAAAGGAACUCAAAGGUGGCAAAUCUUUCCAAAAGUUGGGUUUCACCGAUUUAAAUUUAGCCGAAUUCGCCGGUUGCGGAGAAACAACCAGAAGAUGUCUAUUGGAAGGUUACGACUCGAAGCAUCGGCAAGAUAAUUCCAUGCUAAGGAUUAACAUCAAUAUGAAUAUGUUAUCCGGAGACGUACUAUUCAAAGUCCCUUCGCCUUCGUUGAAGCAAAAGCAUUCGUCGAGUCCGAUCGAGAAUGACGUCAUCAUUAUGCCGGAUAGAAUGAACCGCGAAGAUUUUCCGGGCGGUUCGAUCGCCAGUGGUAGUUCCGGUUUUGGCAGUUUACCAAAGAAAAGGCCGCCACUUUUUGACCGUCUGAACUCGGAUUCGUCGACGGUGGGACAAAAUUCCGACGUGAUUAUUGAAGGCUGUAAUCUAAACGAUAGUGGAGAAACGACUAAGAAAGAAGACAACGAUUCGGCUUGUCAUUCGCGUAAUUCGUCCAGCGCCAGUCACCUCAGCAAGAUGUCUCAUUCGAGGCAGAGUAGCUCCGGCGAAAGCGCCAGCGGUCAUAUAAGGUCGCCAUCGUGGCCAACACCGCGGAUUAACGAUUUAGACCUCAUAUCCUCGAUCCCGAUCCACUCGCCUCCUCUACCUCUCUCACUAACCCCCUUAUCUAGCCGUAAAUUUAACGCGGCCGCUAACCGAAUUCGUUUCUGGUCUGUUAGUUCGCCUUUGAGAUUGAAGAAGCCACCGAAAAGUCCGCUGCUGCAAGCAUCGUCAUCGUCAACGGCGAAGGCGACGGCGGCGACGCCGACGACAACAAUGACCACGACGGCGGCGUCGCCGAUCACGCUGCCUAGCGGCGCUGCUAAAGCCGUCCUACAAACGCCACCAAACGCGAGCUGUAAAAAUAGCUCGGUGGAUACGUUCCGUUUUCCACCCUGGUCGGGACCGUCCACAAGGGCUGCUUCAUCCCCUGGUCUGUUACCCGUAACGCCAGAUUCGCCGAUUCCGAGGACUACCACAACGUCGCAUUCACUGCAUCAUCGUAAGUUCGAAGGGGGUAGUAAGCUUUCGGUGGUCGUUUACAACUCCGAAGAUCAGAAUUUCUCUCACGAAACGUCCGCGUCAUCUGAAACACAUUCUUAUUCUAAUCAACAUACUCCGACUUCAACGACCACAACGUUAGUUACACUCUCCACCAGACGUACUAGUCAGAUAACACUCAGUGGUAGUUCUUGCCUGAGUGAAACUGGUUCCCUAGACCGAGGUAAAUCAGCGUUGGAGAGGAGGAAAAAAGCUGCAGAAGAAAAUGUUACCAGUGGCCGAGUUGAAAUUACCAGAGUGAAUACGGAUACGCUCAUUGAUCAGCUAUUGAAGUCGACUAAUUUAGAAGCUACAGAAGAUACCACUGGUUCAUCUGGUUUGCAGUUAUUCAUCUCAAAGGACGGUACAACAACACUAGGAGGCCAAGAUAUCAAACACCAAAUAUCAUCAGGCGUUUUCAAGAAAGUUGUCAUGGAAGAACAUAGGUAACGCCCUCAAGAUACAAAAGAAACACCUAGCGUUACAAGAAGAAAACUCGUACCAAUUUCAAAAUCGCCCCAUGAGUGGUAUUUUUUUAUAUGAUAAUAAUGACAAAAACCUAUCGAGUAAUGGUUUGUGUAAUUUAUUUUGUGUAUGUAAUUUAUUGGAACUGUAACGAGUGGUUACCGCGCGAUUGAAGAUUUUUUUUUUCUAGUUUUGAUACGACGAUGAAUUUUUAAAACAUUUUUAAUUACUUUUUUAUAUCCGUGAAAAACGAUGAAUUUUGUUGCAUAACACGUGUUAAUUUCCUUUUCAUUUUGACAAGGUAAUCGCCGUUAAUAAUUAAGAAAUCAAAUGUUUUGCAUUUUUAUCAGAAAAAUUUGCGUGUUUGUUUAUUUGUAGCUAUCUUUUUCCCCCCUUUUUUUUGUUUUUGUUUUUUCAUUAACGUUGUGGCGACGUUUUUUUGUUUUGUUUUGAAAAUAAUUUACUUCUAUACGUUGCUAAAUUUGUUGAAAAAUUUGAAUCAAGGCAUGAUAAGCAUUCCUUUUAAUGGUGCAUUUUGCGAAAAUAAUUAUUUUAUGGGCGUGCCGUGUAUAUGUUUUGCCUGUGUAUUGACUUAUGCGUUAUAUCAAAAUAGAAUUGUGAUACAAUCGUAUAUAUUGCGUAGAUGAAUUCGAAUAAUUAUUCGGUUUUGUUCGUUUAUUUAUUCGUAUGUUUUCCUUCCUUCUUUCCUUUUUCUUUUUUUUUUAAAUGUGCGGUUAUUUUUGUGCAAUUAUUUUGUUUCAUGACAAAAAUCGCCUUAUCGAUUCAACAUGCCGUGUCGUAGGCAAAAAAAAAGAAUGGUACAAAAAUACUGUCGUGUUGUUUUUCUUUUUGUUUUUUUCCCCUUUGGUUUCGAAUAAAAUUGUGUGUUUAUAGUUAUUUUUAUUUUUAACGCGCCUAGUCCUUGUUUUUUUUGUAUCCUUUGAAUUUUUUCCCGUUUUUUCCUUCUUUUCUGAUCGAGUGAAUAAGUUUGUUUUAAUAUUAUUUGUAUAUUUUAAUCGAUAUACUAUAAACGUCGCUAUGUUUAAUUUAAUUUGAUUUUGAGCUUUUUCCUUUUAUUUCUAAUUUUUUUUUUCAAAAUGAAAUUUGUAUGAAAAAAAUUGAUGAUAACUUGUGAUAUUAAAUUUAAUUUUGUUUUCA
Messenger RNA from Planococcus citri (citrus mealybug), 3420 nucleotides. RefSeq names its product early estrogen-induced gene 1 protein. NCBI's taxonomy places the organism in Eukaryota, Metazoa, Arthropoda, Insecta, Hemiptera, Pseudococcidae. The coding region runs from base 460 to 2247 and encodes 595 amino acids. The record is from RefSeq and is a predicted model, not a curated record. The transcript is spliced from 10 exons.